AUCGAACAAGUCCAUCUGUCACAUUUUUUCACAAGCAAUUCACUGCAACAUUUCUCUUCCUCAUAGAGUAGUCUACAUAAAAUGCAUGGACAGUUCAAGGUUUUGUGUGUUGAAGUUCAGUGUAGUGCAGCAUUAUGCUCACUACAUAUCUGUAUUUCUUUAGGAGACUGCCAUCUGGUGGAGCUUUGUAUUAUGAUUGAGAGGGCAAGUUUAAUUCACUUCACAGUCACACCAGUUUGCUUACGUCUCUAACACAGAACCAGGAAAUUACAUCAACUCUCCACUUCAAGGUAAAUGAAACUGAAGCGCCUGUCAGCUGUGUUGUGUCUCUGUGUGUGCAUGCAGUAAAAUGGCUGAAGCCACGUUUUCUCAGGAUAAAUUCAGCUGUCCAGUGUGUCUGGAUCUACUGAAGGAUCCAGUGACUAUUCCCUGUGGACACAGUUACUGUAUGAGCUGCAUUACAGACUGCUGGGACCAAGAGGAUCAGAAGAGAGUCUAUAGCUGUCCACAAUGCAGACAGACCUUCAGUCCAAGACCUGCUUUAAAUAAAAGCACCGUGCUGGCUGAAGUGGUGGAGCAACUGAAGAAGACUGAACUCCAACCAGCUGUUCCUGUAGGACCUGGAGAUGUGGAGUGUGACGUCUGUACUGGGAGAAAACAGAGAGCCGUCAAGUCCUGUCUGGUGUGUCUGAACUCUUUCUGUCAAAAUCACCUUGAACAACAUGAGAAUCUCUUCAAAGGAAAGAGACACGAUCUAAUGGAUGCCACUGGACGACUUCAGGAGAUGAUCUGCCGUAAACAUGAGAAACUGCUGGAAAUUUACUGCCGUACUGACCAGAGCUGUAUAUGUCUGCUCUGUAUGGUGGAUGAACACAGAAAUCAUGAGACGGUCUCAACUGCAGCAGAGAGGACCGAGAAACAGAGACAAUUAGAUGAGACACAGAGAAAAUUCCAGCAGCAAAUCCAGGAGCGAGAGAAGAGGCUUCGGGAGCUGAAAGAGGCUGUGGAGACUCACAAGCGCUCUGCACAGACAGCAGUGGAGAAAAGUGAGAGGAUCUUUACUGAACUCAUCCGCUCCAUUGAGAAGAGAUGCUCUGAGGUCACACAGAUGAUCAGAGAUCGAGAAAAGACUGUAGUGAGUCGAGCUGAAGGACUCAUGGAGCGGCUGGAGCAGCAGAUUGAUGUUCUGAGGAAGAGAAACGCGGAGCUGGAGCAGCUUUCAGACACACGUGAUCACAUCCAUUUCCUUCAGAGUUUUCCAUCUCUCUCUGACCCUCCUGGGUGUCCGGAUGUUCCCAGCAUAACUUUCAGUUCCUAUAAUGAUGUUGGACAAUCAGUCUCUAAGCUGAGACAAAAAAUUGAGGAUUUUUGCAGACGGGAGACUGAAAACAUAUCUGUUGCAGCAGAGAGGCCUGAGACAGAAAAUGCAGGAUUGGAUUUGGGAGAGGGACUUUAUUUUCACAGAGCACAGACAAAUCAAAGAGCAGGAGAGAGAGAGAUCCUGAAACCAAGGUUUCUGAGAAAUUUGGAGGCCGCUAGAGAAAAGUGAGAGGCACUAAAAUCACCCCAGAAUAUGACCGAAGGAAAGAGUGUUGGGCUGAAAGGAAAACAAACACAGGCACCAUGUGCAGUUUUACACUGGUGAACCCUAUUGUCUGAUUAGCACCAAAUUUUACUUUUGAAGAAAGUGCAAAAUGAAUGCGAUUGAAAGCCAGAUCAGCUUACAUUACAUGAACCUUAAAAAAAAUAAAAAUAAAUCCAAGUCUUGUCACAAAUAGGUGCUAUAAUAACUGCAUGAAGCCAAUGAAUUCAGAGAAACAGGCUUUAACAAGAUAAUCUAAUAAAGAUAAUCUGAACAACAGGGGUAACAUUCACAAGGUUAAUACGACACCAGACCAAGAACAGAACCAAACAGGGAGAAUACAUACACAGGAACCAAUGAGAUAAUUGUACAUAUGAAUGUUGCAAAUUUGCAAAAACUGGUUUUAUUACCCUGUGUGUUUGGAUUCAUUUUGAGAAAAUAUAUGCUGGUAGGAUUUAUGUCAGUAAAGUCAUUUUUGAUGAGCAUUUAGUUAGAGUAAGUCAUCCAAGAGCAGAAAGAGCAAGGGGUUCUGUGGUGAUGAGAAAAGACCACAGUGAGUCAAACUGAAGGAUUAGUGAUUGAUUAAAUGCCGGGAGUGUUCAUUAGAACGUCCACAUUAAGAUAAACCAGCUCGUAAACCUCCGGUGAAGCUCAGUUGGUGUUGUGUUGUAUCUCGGAAGAGACUCUUGAGACCCUCACAGAAACCUCUCCUGUUUCAUUUUAAUAGCAUGUUAAUGCUAUUUAUAUGCCAACCCUAAUCCCAGGAGAGUACCUGCACAUCUAAUCUUACAUUUAAACUGUUUUAAGCUAACUUAAUCUAGCUACACUGAAAAAAAAAAAAAAGAUUUUCCUAUUUUUCUCAAAGACUUACUGCCUGCCAAACCAACAUAUUUCAUUCACAUCAAGACUCCUUAAAAUAAUCAUGUUGAUUCAAGACAUUAUUUGUAGUUCCUGAUUGUCAUUACACAAAUGCAUUGUGUAGUGUUAAAGUGAUUUCAUUGAUUUCUUAAUGCUAGUCUUAAUCUAAAAUAUUAUGCAACUCUAAAGCAAUUUCAUUAUGUCUCUGGUACCAAAGUUGGGUAAACCUAACUUGCUUUAUUAAAUUCUACAUGUAUGUACUGUAGACAUGUUCAAAUGUGUGAAUAUAAAAGCAAAGUUCUAAAACUGCAUCUGGCAUUGACAAUAAAGGCAAAAAGAAAGAGUUGGUACUUUUGUAUUGAGUUAUUAACUUUACAAAUUCAUGAGCACAGUUUACAUAAAUUGAUUACAUGGAAUAAAAAACACUAAUAAACCAAUAGCAUAUUCAAACAAAAAUACUUAAUGUAUUGUCAAAUUGGAUGAAAAACAGCAAGACAUUAAUAAAGGUACUAUUAAAUGUGGUCAUUUGAUCAAAUAUUAACUAUCACAGUAGACUUAGUAAACAAAAUAGUAAACUGUUAGAACAAACAGUGCAUGCUGAAGAAAAAGAAAACACUUAAGUAAUUCAAACAUGGCACAAAGUGAAAAAGUUCUAAUAGAGUAUUAGCUUGUUACAGUUCACUGUGAAGGUUAACCAUGUAUCUUAAAGGGUUAGUUCACCCAGAAAUUAAAAUUGUCAUUAAUUACUCACCCUUCAUGUUGUUUCAAACAUGUAAGACAUUUCUUCAUCUUCAGAACAUAAGUUAAGAGCUUUCUGACCCUCCAUAGACAGCAAUGCAACUGAAAUGUUCCCAUCAGACACAGAAACAUAGUAAGGACAUCAGUUGACAUGACAUGAGGAUAAGCAAUUAAUGGCAGAAUCUAGAUUUUUUUUGCACUGAAAAAAUAUUUCUUUAAAUUCAAUUUCAAUUUACUUGAAAAAAGUUUGGAAAGUGUUUUUCACUCAGAAAAGGCUAGUUAAUUUACCAACAUUCGCCAAGGAAAAGCCUAAACACAAUUAUUAGUAGGUUUGAUUAGACAUUUUUUAAGUUAAGUUUACUUGGGAAUUCCCAGGUAAUUUUGUUGACUCUUUGUUUGUACAUUUUACAUUAUGUAAUGCUUAUCACUGUAAAAAAAUAA
Messenger RNA from Carassius auratus (goldfish), 3619 nucleotides. RefSeq names its product E3 ubiquitin/ISG15 ligase TRIM25-like. The coding region runs from base 350 to 1549 and encodes 399 amino acids. The record is from RefSeq and is a predicted model, not a curated record. Lineage: Eukaryota; Metazoa; Chordata; Actinopteri; Cypriniformes; Cyprinidae. Gene Ontology annotation, molecular function: zinc ion binding. The transcript has 7 exons.